CUUUGUAGCUGUUGGCGUUCACAAUACGACUAGCCAAUGGAUAGCCAAAAGCUUCACGUUGCCAUUCUCGCAAGCCCCGGUUUGGGUCAUCUCAUCCCUGUUCUUGUGCUGGGAAACAGGCUAGCAACCCAUCAUGCUGUUAAAGUUACAGUACUGGUCCUCACAACCAGCACUUCACCAGCAGAGUCUCAACUGCUCAAGCCCCCAUCCGGUCCAAAAGUAGUGGACACAAUUAACAUUCCCCCGGUGGACAUCUCUCACCUAAUUGAUGCCAACACUAGGGUGGUCACACAAUUAUGCAUCAUGGUACGUGAGUCUCUACCGGGUGUUCGGUCCACAAUCGCGGGCAUGAAGCACCGGCCGAACGUCCUAAUUGCGGACCUCUUCUGCACGGAAGCCUUUCCGAUUGCAACUGAAUUUAACAUUCCCAAGUAUUUGUACAUUCCCACCACUGCAUGGUUUACCGCAUUAACUUCGUAUUGCCCGGUGCUUCAUGAACAAAUAGAUGGUCAGUAUGUUGAUCAAAGUGAGCCGCUCCAAAUCCCCGGUUGCAAACCGGUCCGGCCGCAGGACGUGGUUGACCCCAUGCUAGACCGGAACGACCCGCAGUACAGGGAGUACUUGAGGCAAGCGAUGGAGUUCCAGCUGGGAGACGGGAUCUUGAUGAACACUUGGGAAGAGCUAGAGCCCGUAUCGCUUGAAGCGUUGAGGAGAAAUGAAUCUUUACGGGCAGUUGUGAAGCCACCGGUUUAUCCCAUCGGACCGCUAACAAGACCGAUCGAGCUGGCCGGUCCAAAGAGUGAGUUGAUCGAAUGGCUAGACAAGCAGCCACAUGAGUCGGUGAUAUUUGUCUGUUUCGGAAGCGGUGGCACUCUAUCAGCUCAGCAAAUUACAGAGCUAGCUUGGGGUUUGGAGUUGAGCCAACAGAGGUUUAUAUGGGUGGUUCGACCACCAGCAGAAAAUGGUGCGGAUGAGUCGUUUUUCACAUCGGGGAGCGCUUCUGAUGGCACCCCGGAUUAUUUACCAGAAGGGUUCCUCAGCCGAACGAAGAAGACGGGUUGGGUUGUACCCUUGUGGGCCCAACAACCGGAGAUCUUGAAUCAUCCGUCAGUUGGGGGAUUUCUGUCGCAUUGCGGAUGGAACUCAGCGGUAGAAUGCAUCAAAAGUGGUGUUCCAAUGAUUGCAUGGCCGCUUUAUGCGGAGCAAAGACUGAACGCCACCAUGCUAACGGAGGAACUCGGGAUAGCGGUCCGGCCGGAGAUUUUACCAGCUAAGAAAGUUGUGGACAGAGAAGAGAUUGAGAAAUUGGUGAGAACUGUGAUGGAGUACAAAGAAGGAAAGGUCAUGAGGGAUAAAGUUAAAAAACUGAAGAAUAGUGCUGAGAAUGCACUGAACAAGGGGGGAUCCUCUUACGAUACCAUGUGCAAUCUCCUGAGAGAUAUUCAGAUGAGGUUGAGGUUUUGAGAUCCAUGGUGUAAUGAAAUAGUUCUAAUGGUACAUGGUAAUGAACUGAUGAAAAUGAACUAAAUGUAGUGGUUGUACCCUUCGUGUCAAAUAAAAUGGUAACCAGGCAAUUUCCUUAUGUUUAUCUAC
This is a messenger RNA of Coffea eugenioides, 1593 nucleotides long. Its product is annotated as anthocyanidin 3-O-glucosyltransferase 5-like. The record is from RefSeq and is a predicted model, not a curated record. NCBI's taxonomy places the organism in Eukaryota, Viridiplantae, Streptophyta, Magnoliopsida, Gentianales, Rubiaceae. Gene Ontology annotation, molecular function: UDP-glycosyltransferase activity. The transcript has a single exon. The coding region runs from base 37 to 1464 and encodes 475 amino acids.